UCUCAACCCAUUUGUGCGUUCACUCAACGCUGUUCGUGCCUCACCCUGACCUCCUCCCCAGCUUCCUGCUGUGGGCCCCGUGUCUGCGUUCCUUCACUCCCUCCCUGCCCUCCCAACAUCAUCUUCAUCCAUUUUCUCUAGCCGGAUGCAAAGCUAGAGUAAACGAGUUAGAAGCGAUAGCAGCAUUUCGCGUGAUAUCGCCCCAUCUCACCUCCGGCCCGUUCACCGCCUAGACGCCGCCACUAUGUCGAUCACCAACACCGUGCUCAGCUCCACCGUGAUCGACGGCGUCCGCGCAGCCAUGGCCAGGAGCUCGUCCUUCGAGGAUCUGUCGUCCGAUAGCAUCCAAAUGUUCGUCGGCUCUCUCGCCUCGCAAGUGCUAAGACUAAAGGCCUCCAGCCGCGUUGCCUGCCCGCGCCCGUUCCGCAGCGUCGCCAGCGGCUGCGCCAUGCCCCUUCCCCCCACGCAAGAAGACCGCAACGAACCCGAGCUCGCCUCCGCGUGCCCCUUCCCCGUCCCGCACUCCGCCCCCCUUAAUUGCGACGUGGAGGUGGAAUCUGUCCUUGAGCCCACGGGUUUCGGCUCGGCGCGCAACUACGCGGACGAGGCGGCGCUCUCCGCCACGCUGGUAGAGGCGCGCGCGGGACUGCUCUCCGGUCACGUGCCGCAGCUGACGUCGGACGGCUCCGGCGGCACCUACAUGCUUCGGAGCUCCGGCGACGACUCGGCGAAAUCGGAAUUGGAAGCGUCGCGCAUCGUGGCAGUGUUCAAGCCCAUGGACGAGGAGCCCCUCGCGUGGAACUGCCCGCGCGGCAUGCCGCCCAGCGUCACCGGUGAGGGCUUGAAGCGUGGCACGCGCGUGGGCGAGGGCGCGUACCGGGAAGUCGCGGCGUACCUCCUCGACCACCCCGUGAACGACGGCGACUCCCGCGGCUUCGCCGGCGUUCCGCCGACGACGCUGGUGCGCUGCUCGUCGGGCUUCUUCCCCGCGGCGGGGGGUUCCCCCGUGACGCCGCUGGACGGUUUGGAGAUGUACGGCGUGGACGUGGGCAAGGUGGGGUCGCUGCAGCAGUUCGUGCCCGCCGUCAGCAACUGCGAGGAUAUGGGCCCCGCGCGAUUCCCCGCAUCCGACGUCCACAAGAUCGCCAUUCUCGACAUGCGGCUCGCGAACACGGACCGUAACGGCGCGAACAUCCUCGUCGCAAAGGAGCCCGCAAGGGACGGCGGCGAGUCGAGUCUGAAGCUGGUACCCAUCGACCACGGGUAUUGCAUGCCCGAGUCGCUCGAGGAGUGCACGUUCGAGUGGCUGUACUGGCCGCAGGCCAAGCAGCCGCUGAGCGACGAGGCUAUUAACUACAUCGCGAAGUUGGACGCGGAAAAUGACCUCGCGCUGCUGGCGGCGAGCGGGUGGAGCGUGCGGCCCGCGUGCGCGCGAGUGCUUCGCGCUUCGACGCUGUUGGUGAAGAAAGGCGCGGCGGCGCGCAAGACUGUGUAUGAUAUGGGUAGCAUGAUGGUGCGCGACGACCCCGACGAGAAAUGCGCGCUGGAAGCCAUGAUAGAGGAGGCUGAGGCUAUGGCUGGGAGCGGCGGCGAGGACGCGGUGAUGGCGUGCCUGGCGCAGGUCAUGGAUCGCCACUUGUAGUCGCCUCGCCAUGGACUCAGGGAUGCAGCACAGUACAGUACCCACCUUACUUGGUUCCUGUCCUUGGGAGUUCCGUAACUGCCAGAUGGUUACAAACCGGGCUUUCUCUCGUGGUGUAAUGAAGUAUCUGGUGUCAUGAUGGUGUAACCACAGGACACUCCAUGGACUUUCACAGGAUGGCUUGGAUUGGAGAUGGUGUAUGUGAUGUGGUCUCAGUGCCAUGCAUUGUAGCAGUCCCAUCAAUGAUGUGCAUUUGUGCAGAUAGCCCAGUAAGGGCAUUGAUUUGAUGUAAAAAUGACCCUCUACAAUGAGAUGGAUAUUCA
Molecule: messenger RNA, 1965 nt
Organism: Closterium sp. NIES-67
Lineage: Eukaryota; Viridiplantae; Streptophyta; Zygnematophyceae; Desmidiales; Closteriaceae
Source: the annotation of a GenBank genome assembly